AUGGCGGCCGAACGUGUUUUGGGAAGUUCUCUAAAACUUUUAGCUUUUCUGUUCACCGUUGUAUUUAUAAUUCAGGAUAAUGUCAUCACAUUUAAGAAACAAGACCCUGGCGUCCCACAGACGGUUUCAACAUCACUUGAGGUGCUGGGGCUUGCCUCCUACUCAACUCUUCGACCGAAUGGCAGGUUUAAAUCUCGCGCCAGGCGCUUUCUGGCGCUCAGAGUGCAAUACACCGUCAAAGCGAGGAACAGCUUUAACUUGCAGAGAAAUUUGAUAGUAUAUGGGGAUAUAUUGUCUUAUCCUGGUCCUAAAAGAACGAAGAUUUCGCCAAAAUACCAAUGCGGUGAGUCUCAGAAGGCUGUGUCGCACUCUAAGUGUCUUCAGAUGUCUCGUCCUAUUUUUCAAUACUACCAUGACAGGCCCGACAUUGAGUGGACCUGUCCCACUUGUGUUCUGCCGCCACUGAGUGAUUCUUUCUUUGCGGGGUUUUCGGAAGGAGAACUUGCCGAAAUCAAUGUACUGGAAAGUGAUCGAGAGAAAGUUACACAAGAAGAUGAUGCCGAACGGUCGUUUGGAGAAGAAGAUGAGGAUAUUAUCUAUGAUAAUGUACAAUUGGAACUUCUAACAAAACACCAUAGCAAGGAUCUCCUAUUAGCUCAUCUGAACAUUAAUAGUGUCCAGAACAAAUUUGAAGAACUCAGUGCUAUUAUCAAGACCUUACGCGCUCACAUAUAG
Molecule: messenger RNA, 735 nt
Organism: Pocillopora meandrina
Lineage: Eukaryota; Metazoa; Cnidaria; Anthozoa; Scleractinia; Pocilloporidae
Source: the annotation of a GenBank genome assembly